AGUCGGGCUAGCGCAGCCCGUUGGAAUUGCUUCUAGGCGGACUUUUGGAGGGAAGUAGGAAAUUCAAUGCCAGGGGGAUAUAAAACGCAGAAGAAUGGGAGCGUUGAAAAUCCAUCAGAAAAGCGGUUAAAAGAAGAGGGCUUCGGAAAGAAAAGGUCCGUAUUUCACAAAACAUUAGACGUAAGAGACAGUUGGCCUUGUACUGUUUCAUAUUUGAGCUAUGCUGGCCAUUUUCAUGGGCUGUGUUUGCACGAAGCGCAUCAAACAGCCACCUGGAUAUGAGGAUCCUACCAUUCUUGCUUCUGAAACAUCCUUUACUGUGAGCGAAGUGGAAGCUUUAUAUGAACUAUUUAAGAAACUAAGCAGUUCCAUUACUGACGAUGGACUUAUUCACAAGGAAGAGUUCCAGCUUGCACUAUUCAAGAACAGCAACAAGCAGAAUCUUUUUGCAGACAGGAUAUUUACGUUGUUUGAUCUUAAACAUAAUGGGGCAAUUGACUUUGGGGAAUUUGUUCGAUCGCUGAGUGUCUUUCACCCAAACACUCCAGAAUCAGAGAAAAUUGCAUUUGCAUUUAAAUUGUAUGAUUUAAGGCAGACUGGCUACAUUGAACGUGAUGAGUUGAAAGAGAUGGUGGUUGCUUUUUUGAGUGAAUCAGAUCUGAGCCUCUCAGAUGAUGUUGUUGAAACGAUUGUUGGUAAGACAUUCAGCGAAGCUGAUUCAAAAGGUGAUGGAAGAAUAGAUCAGGACGAGUGGAAGGAAUAUGUGACACAGAAUCCAUCUUUGAUGAAGCAUAUGACUCUUCCCUACUUAAAGGACAUAACCAUUGCAUUUCCCAGCUUCGUGUUGAAUUCUAAAGUCGAGGAUGAGGAGAUAAGGGCCUAAAUACACAGACUGGUUAUCUCUGGAAACUAGUGUUGCUGCGCGUCACCUUCUUUAAGGUGGUGCAGAUGUAAUUACCUGCUCUUUUUUUUUCUUCUUCUGUAAAUGAAAAUGAUGGUUUUUAAAAACACCCAAAAGCUGGGUUCGCUAACCAGGAUGUUAUACAGAAAAAGUGCUCUUAUUUGCAAACCAGGAUGCUAUCUUCAACUCUCCAAGCUGGUUUUUCCAAUGUAGGGCAGAUGGAAGUAAAUGCAUGUGGUUUGGUAACUUACAUUGUUUGAAUUUUGAUUCAUUUUAUAUACACGCUGACAUUCACUUUUGGUCUUUGAUCAUUCAAGUGGGCCAUUGUUGGUUGGA
Molecule: messenger RNA, 1237 nt
Organism: Magnolia sinica
Lineage: Eukaryota; Viridiplantae; Streptophyta; Magnoliopsida; Magnoliales; Magnoliaceae
Product: calcineurin B-like protein 7
Exons: 9
Coding region: 221-883 (220 amino acids)
Biological process (GO): calcium-mediated signaling
Molecular function (GO): calcium ion binding; kinase binding
Source: RefSeq, a predicted model, not a curated record